Molecule: messenger RNA, 1524 nt
Organism: Coprinopsis cinerea okayama7#130
Lineage: Eukaryota; Fungi; Basidiomycota; Agaricomycetes; Agaricales; Psathyrellaceae
Exons: 1
Coding region: 1-1524 (507 amino acids)
Source: RefSeq, a predicted model, not a curated record
AUGGACACUACUACAUGGAUAAACCGCAAUCUUUACACGUCGCGUACUUCAAAUUGGCCUCCUGACAAACCUGGGUGGUUGCAAGACUACAACAUGCAAUCCUGGCCCACCGUCGACAUCCACAACAACCACCUCGAACGGAACUUGAACGAGGUCGCUUACGACUUCGAUUACGGUCUCUUGCACAGUUCCCCCUGCGGUGAAUGUAGGGCACACAUUCAGCAUCUCUUGCCACACAUACAUAAAGGCCACACGCGUCGGUUAGAUAUCCCUUUUCUCUUUAGCCUCAUUUAUAGCGCUGCUCGCGAAGAGGGCCUAGGUGAAGGAUUACGUCGAGGGAGCGAAGACAAUCAACACUUGAGGGCCUUGGUCUCCCUUUUGAAUGCCCAACUCGACAAUGCCAAAAAGGAAAUUAUGAUCCUCCAGGCGAAUCGGAGUGGCUUGUCAUCUACCUUGAAAUCAAGUGGGUCUAGCGCACCCGCGCUACAGGUCUCCACGGAUGUGAACCAAGGAAAUGCAGCAGUCACCCAAUCUUCUAGGAACCUAACUUGCGAACUGGUCUCUCGUGACAACGAAUUCGUUCGAGCUGUAUCCCCUAUCGAUCGCGAAACAUACUAUUCGUCUCGCCCUCCGUUGUUGCCUACCCGGACAUGCGCCGCGCUCUCGGCAGCCCUCCCGACAUCACCUAAAACCCAAACAGGGGCGUCAAAUCAGCGCUCGACAGCGGCAGCGGCGACAUCACCACGACGCAGUGGCCAUUCUCAGCAGCAGCAGCAGCAACAACAACAGCAACAACUCUCCCCAAACGCAGGUCCAUCAUCUCCGACGUCAGCCAGAGGCACUGGGUCUGGCCACCACCGUCGGCACUCUGGCAUGUCCAACCCCACCCUCGACGACGAUGUAUCCGUGUGGUACAAGUACUACAAAGCGAACCUUGCUUCCUGGCCGCGAGGGGUGCGACAGGACACCCAGGGAGGCCCACUGAUAACCGAUCUACGAGCAGAUAGGGCUGUGGCCAAAAUGUGUCCAAGGAGUGAUUACAUUCCUGAGACGACGGAGCCAAGGUCCCCUCCUCUUCAACCUCCUUCGCAACCCACUGCCGGCUCUAGUACUGUCGUCAUGGAUUUGGAAGCUGAGGGUAUCGCCAAACCCCAGCCCCCAAAACCGCUUUUCAAGGCUCUCAUGGCCGAGUUGUUCUCCCAGCCAGGAUUGUACCAACAGCGAGUCCGAGAACUGGGUUUAACGAUCGCUUCGAAUCAAGGCCACACUCCUGGCAACGCAGGGCCCUCAUACAGGCCAUUUGACCAACGAUCACUAACUUUCCACGAUAUCGUCGUCCAUCUGACUCAAUGCGGGGUAACGUUUGAAAUUGCGGAGAGAGACUUUGAGGGGUGGAGUGAGGCUUAUUUGGCUGGCGUGAAUUGCUCAGUGCCUAAACCGGCUGGCGCGAAGAAGCAACAGACUGCAAGCUCGGCGCCCGUUGUAGAUGCGAGGGCUUUCACGCGCCGAAGGUUGCAGCAGUGA